AUGGGGGAGCGAAGGGGUUGGUGGUGCAUAGUAUUUGGAUAUCUAUAUACUCCCUCAAAUAUUAAGGCUGGCCCGGGCGAUUUUUGGACCAUAGAGGCCGUUGUCCACGGAUAUGAGAAAGUAGGUUUCCAGAUGAUGGUUCUUAUGGUUUCAGCACGGCAUAUUGCUGUUUGCGAUAUUGAUAGACUAGUCACACGUGCAAGAUAUGUCACUCACGGGCAUACAAGCCGAGUCUUAGAUAAUGAUCACCUUGCAAGCUUCCAGUACUGUAGCCAUUGCACUUUCCAACGUUUUGGGUAG
Molecule: messenger RNA, 300 nt
Organism: Morchella importuna
Lineage: Eukaryota; Fungi; Ascomycota; Pezizomycetes; Pezizales; Morchellaceae
Exons: 2
Coding region: 1-300 (99 amino acids)
Source: RefSeq, a predicted model, not a curated record